Molecule: messenger RNA, 4944 nt
Organism: Cyphellophora europaea CBS 101466
Lineage: Eukaryota; Fungi; Ascomycota; Eurotiomycetes; Chaetothyriales; Cyphellophoraceae
Exons: 1
Coding region: 1-4944 (1647 amino acids)
Biological process (GO): Golgi to endosome transport
Cellular component (GO): endosome; trans-Golgi network
Source: RefSeq, a predicted model, not a curated record
AUGGCCUCAGACCCCAAGGCUAUUCGCCGCUUCCAGGCAGGCGUUGACCGAGCAUUGGGUCUGUUCGACGCCACGAACGAAUGGGCCGACUAUAUCGCUUUCCUCAGUCGUCUUCUGAAAGCGUUGCAAGCAGCACCGUCUGGAGCGGACAUUCCGUCUAAGCCCUUAUUAGCUCGACGCUUGGCACAUUGCCUUAACCCGUCGCUCCCAGCAGGUGUACAUCAGAAAGCACUCGAAGUCUACGAUUGCAUCUUCACCAUCCUGGGCCAAGAUGGCCUCAGCCGCGAUCUAUCCUUGUACUUGCCUGGAUUUGCCCACACACUCACCUUCGCAUCCCUGGCAACACGACCCUGGUUUCUAGCGCUCUUCAACGAUCACAUCGUUGCAUUGCCGCCUGCAACACUUAGACCUGCCUUGAAAGCCUUGAUCCUGUCGUUGUUACCAGCAAUCGAGGAGGAGAACAGCGAGGACUUUGACAAGACCCUCACAACUGUCAACAAGCUCCGUGGUGCCUUCGCCAACGACAAUAGCGAAAGCAUCUUUUGGCAGAGCCUCUUCUUAGCGUCUAUCACAAGUCCAAGUCGUCGAGCUGGGGUACUGGUCUAUCUGACCCGGUACCUCCCAAAGUUGGGCCAGAGCAAGGAUGCUUCAGACUCAACACAUCAGCCUAAUAAGGGGUCGACACCUGGACCUAACGUGGUCGUCACGCCAGAGCCUGGUCUUCUGUUCCGCUGUUUUGCGACAGGCCUACAAGACGAGCAGCCACUGAUUCAGAGAGGCUUUCUUGAUCUCCUCGUCACCCAUCUGCCGCUGAAGGCAGACACGCUGCAGAAAAGCGAAUCUCGCAACGACCUGAAAAUACUGGUCGCCGCGGCCAUGUCCAUUGUUUUACGUCGAGAUAUGAGCCUCAAUCGAAGGCUGUGGGCUUGGUUUUUCGGAACCGAUGAUAAAAGCGAUACGGAGAUAUCCCAAGCUGCGAAAAUCCCGUCUGAGCCUGCACGCAAACCCGAUGCUGCAAAUGCUUCUUAUUUCCAAACUUACAGCCUCGAGCCGAUCGUUCGUACCCUGAGCGGAAUGGUGCAGAAACGCUCGGCUGUCCCUGCGCAACGAGCUCGACCAUUCCGCCUCUUGAUCUCAUUGAUGGACCGCUCGGCAAUCGGUAGUCCGGUAGUAGAUGCUUUGUUCUCCGAGCUUUUGACAGACCUCCGUCAAUACCAGAUUGCUGCGCCAACUCAAGACGCUUUUGACGAGGUUUUUCGCUCCGCAAAUGUAUUCUUCGACUCCAUCGAGCCGAGAAUGCUGGCGAGAAAUCUACUGAAACUGGUGCAGCAAUCCGAAUUUGAUCUGCUGAAAUUCAUUGUCCUGAAUUUCAGUCUUGACGAGAGCGAUCUGGGUCGAACACAUCUUCCUAUGGUAGUCGCAGCCUUAUCAGAUCUACUCGUUAACGACCACGCCGAGAGCAGAGUCGACAGAGCGCCACGAGUAACAGCCGUCAUGGACAGCUUGCUUGAUCUAAUUCCCGCAAGAGAGCAUUCACCGAAGUCACGGCUUUCAUCAGCUGACAUAGAUGCCACAGAAUUUGUGCGGUUGAUAUUCAAGUAUUACACAAGUGCCUCAUUCGAUGCCGCGCCUCCCAAAAGCCUGACUACGGAACACUCACUGGCAACAUCCAGCGCGAACAUUACCCACAGCAUCGAAGAGUAUCUGCGUUCUCGCUAUGGUGAAUCCGCGUUCAACGAUCUCGUAUCGUCCUACUGCAAGAUUAUGAGCUUAUCUUCUGCUUCACCCGUUCAGCCAGAAUCAGACUUGAUCAAGGAGAUUAUUCGCUGGGUGAACCAAGCACAAACUGUUGAUUCUAGCUCAUUCUCUGUCAUCCGGAACCUAGUCAGUAUUCUGGCCGCAGUUGUUCCUCCGGAGAGCUCGGACCUUGCGCAAACUGGAGACGUUUCUCAGCUGGUGCCCGCUCUUGUGAAGCAUUUAUGGCAGUAUCUACGACCAUCCACCCCGCAAUACCACGUCGAGAGUGUGGAUAUGAUCUGGAAUCUCAGAUCUGUCCGACCAGAUCUUCUGCUGGUUGAGAGCACAAUGAUGGGACUGAUCACUGGCCCGUACAAGGAGGUCGAAGAUCACCCCGCCGCCCAGUUUGGCGUGUUCUGGACGCAUACGAGGACUGCACAGAUAACACCUACCAGUCUGGCAAAUGGACACUCGUCGAAGCAAGAAGACGCUACCCAACUUCUGAGGCAGCUAGUGCUAUACAUCGUUGAUGCUUCAGCGAAGGACGAGAGAUGGACAUCAUGGAUGACCGGGCUCUCUUCACUAACCUUCCAAAUUCAAGUCGUUCUAGACGCCAUUAGGCAUGGCGAUGACGAACAUGAGACGAGGCUGGUAGGACUUCACCGCUUACGGAUGCUAGUACAAAUAGCCCGCUCCUCCUCUGCUCAGUGGAAGGAAUUCUCGGAUUCAACACGUGCUGUCGAGACCGUGUCGGACUUUGCAUCCGCUAUGGUCAAGCAGCACUCCGAGACACCGGACUUGGCAGUUCUGGCUCUCGAGGUGCUUCGUACCAUCUAUGGAGACGCUAGCAUGGCUUCAUAUAGUGGGCUUAUCGAGAUGCUUACAGAGCAACUGCCACAGACACAAGCAGGGACUUCAUUGCAGAGCAGUGUGCUUGAUACUCUGCACUCACUGAUGUCUGGCAAACCAGAUGGCAGCCCACCACGGGAGCUUCUAGGCAUACUGAUGAGCGGGAUAUCUUCGUCGUCAAUUGAUGCCAAUCUCGACAAGUGGAUCACGCUCCUCUGCAACUCAAUUCCAAUGUACCCAGACUCGGUGUUCUUUGCAAACCUUCUGAAGCUUACGGCUUGCUUCUGUCAACGCACACAAAGCUUCUUUGACGGUCUGCGAUCCAUGUACGAGGGCGUUGUGCAGGCAAAGAACUCAGCAUCGACACAGUCCAACGCGAGUCCGGAAAGAUCAAUCACAAAUCUCUUGUCGGGUCUAGAAUACAUCCUUGCAAGGGCUCAUACGAAGGUAAUUGAUGUGACUAGACCUCCUUCGGCCAGCCAGGACUCUUCAGCUUCUAGCGAAGUCGCUCGAUCACGCACGGUUGCCAACAAUCGAUUAACAGUGGUCUUGUGUAUGCAAGAUGCCAUCAAGAUUUGUGGUGUGAUGUGGUUCUGGCGACCAUCCAAGAAAUCUGCAGCUGUUCCGGACACAAAGUCUUUCAACUACAUGUCGUCUAGGUUGAGAGCGCGUACAAGACGCAUGCUAGAGCACCUCCUCGAGGCCGAGCCACAAGAAUGCCUGGAGACGAUCAUGGGCCUAUGGAUUCAGAAAGCUAACACUUCAUCCCAAGAGUACCUUGUGAUGAAUUUGCUCCAAACACUUGAUGGGGCCCGCCCGAAAUUCAUGCUGCCAGCUAUCUUCAAUGCGAUCUAUAGCCGAACUAACCCCGGUGUUCUUGACCAAUCUCAGAGGUCGAGCUUGUCAACCGAUGCUACGGCAAUCGAACUAGUCGCGUUCCUUAUUGAAUACGUGAGCAAACUCGAAGACGAUCUGCUCGAGGAAAUCUGGAGCGACUGUGUCAGCUUCUUGCGCGACAUAUUGGCGAACCCAAUGCCACACCGACAACUGCUGUUGCGGCUCCUGGAGUUAUUGGCGGCUUUGUGCGAUAAGAUGGAAAACACGACCUUCGGGGAGCAAGGCCGAAUGCGGAGAGAGCUCGCAGACCUUUCCACGCGCCUGUUUACCGCUAUAUUCACCAUCAAGCCCGGAGGCUUAGACCAAGGAUCGACAGUGAAGGCAGAAACUCAGGACAACACCGCAGCUGCAUCUCGGUUGGACAGUGGUAAGGGGAUUGAUAUCUUGCUUGAGGUCCUUCCCGCAAUGACUCCUAUCCUUAGUGAAGGAGACCGGAUAUCGACGAUUUGUACGGGGAUCAGCACCUACAUCAUCGCUCCCUCACUCAAAGCCAGAUCGUACCCCGAUAGCCUGAACAACAACAUUCUUGGCCUCGUACAGGUCAUGGGAAAAUCCUCGUCUACGAACAAGACGUGGAAGAAAGAUAUCAUUGAUGCAUUCAAUGACUCGCGGCUAUUUGGCAGCUCUCUUGCUGUUGCCGAGACUGGUUGGAUCCCCACAGUGCGUCACCUGGCAGUGAUUGACAAAGGGCUGUUUGCAGACAUCACUUCGCGACUGACUGCUCCCACCACCGCAGGCAUCAUGUUCGGGGUUGGGGCGACAGCAGCCAGAACGGAGGCGGACAAACUCACUCGUACCAACCUCCGACGUGUCGCGUUACUGUUGCUCGCUAGCGACAAAGACCAAUUCGUGGGUCAUCUGAUCCCAUUGAUGGCCAAGGUGGAUGAAUUGCUCACCGCAACUCCAGCUACAUCCCCGUCAUCGGCAACGAGAGGGGACAUAUUUCUCCUGUUGAGGGCCAUCAGUCUUUCGUUCGCCCAGGAGAAUCUGGUCUCGGUUUGGCCGGUUCUCGAUGCGGAGCUCAGGGAGUUGUUCAACGACUUGCAGAAGAAGUCUGAGGCAUCCAUGACGCCGUAUUCGCAUCUCCAGGGCGCGAAAUUGCUCGACUUGCUUCUCCUACUGAAGCCAGAAGAGUUUCAAUUGCACGAAUGGCUGUUCGUCACGGACACGAUCGAUGCCAUAUAUCCUCCACCUGACUGCAAGACGAUUGCAGCAGCAGAUAUUGUGAACCUAGAAGGCACUGAACACGUCGACCUGCAAUCUGCAACCGUUGAUGGCACACGAAAACCGUGGUUGGCCUCAGAGGUCUCCCGCGACGCGCGUGAAGUUCGCGGCCUGCUUGGGUCAUUCUUCAGCCAGCUGAGCAUUCGUGUCUUUGAAGACACGUACAGUCUCGAGCCCGUUGACAUGGUUAUGUGCCGUAAAGAUCUGGUAGCCGAUCUCUUCUCUGACGGAGAGUGA